GUGUAGAGGAUGGAUAGCUACUUAAGUUUUAGUGCUUAACUGUGGAUGUACUGCGUUUCCAAAAAAUAAGGAGGGGGUGAAUUGGAUUACAUAACGCAUUGAAAGGCGAUCGGUGAUAGAGCCCGAAAAAAGUUUGCAAUUGCUGCGAUGUGAGAAACAUCACUAUACCUAGACGACGAUGCUACGAAACUAUGCCAUUUUUCAAAUGCUAAAUUGUACUAUAUUGUGCUAUAGUAUAAUUCUUUCUCAGCCUAGAAGGUAUAUUGAUAAGAGGGUAUGUUGUGUAUAAAGUCACACAUACCGCCAAUCUUAAAAUCUAAGCUUCACUCUAAUUAACGCCCCCUCCCCUUUACGAGUAGGAAUAACAAAUUAAAGAAAUGACAACUUAGUAAUACAAGUUAGCUGCAGAACGAUGACGCGCAUAGCUUUCAAGUUUUUAUUGUUUUGGAAUUUUUUUGUUCCUGUGCUAAAUGCAUGUACAGAUCGCACUCCUCUGGGAAUGGCAAAUGGAUUAAUCACUUCCCGUCAAUUAUCAAGUAGUUCAACAUAUACUAGUGGAAGUAUUGUUUUUUUACCGUCGCGUGGAAGACUUUAUUCUUCAGGAACAUGGUGUAGUCGUCAAGGAAAUUAUCAACCAGAAUGGUUUCAGGUUUCUUUUUAUAAUCAAACAAUAAUCAAUGGAAUUGCUAUCCAAGGUGAUCCAAAUUAUGCUCCAAAUUUUAUAAUGGAAUUUACACUAGAAUUCUCAAACAAUGGGAAAGAUUGGGCGGUUUUUCACAACGACAAAAAAUUCACAGGAAAUUAUGACAAUACCAAUGUGGCUUACAACUGGUUUUCAAUGUCGAUGGUAGCAAAACAUAUUCGUUUGUACGCAACACGUGUAUAUAGAUCCGAUUUUAACGCUUACACAUGUUUGCGAAUGGAACUUUAUGGUUGCUUAGAGAAUGAAAUACUCUUACCACUUGGUAUGUCAAGCGGUAUCAUUAAGGAUUCACAAUUAAAGUGGUACAAUGGACGCAAUGCGAAAGCAGCGAGAUUAUUUGUUGCUGGAGAGGGGAUGAUUCUAGAACGUAGCAAUAUGUAUUUGCAAAUUGAUUUGAUAAAAUCAAAAACAGUUACUGGCAUAUCCAUGCAAGGUUCUUACAAAAAAUGGAAUAAACAGUUUGUGAAAAAAUAUAUAGUAAGUUAUUCAAACGACAGUGACAACUUUACACAGUUACAGCAGAAUUUUUUGGAGAAUACAGAUUUGGGUGCUGUUUUUAUUUCCAUAUCGCAGCCCACAACAAUGAAAUAUAUUAGAAUAACAGCAAUAACUUGUGAAAAGAACUGUGGUAUGAAGGUUGAAGUUUAUGGUUAUGACCCAGAAUGCUCACAAACGUUGACAGAUUUGAAUAUAUCAAAAAAAGAUGGUUCAUCUGUAACUAAUGUAACUAUUGACACUCAAGCCGCAUGGUGUGCAACUGAUGCUUCUGAUUAUAUACAUAUUAAAUUUAACAAACAACUAGCAAUCUCUGGAAUAAUUUUACAAGGAGACUCAAAUGAGGAUGGUUGGGUGGAGACAUAUACAAUAAACUAUGGCGUAUCCACAAACAGAGAAGUCAAGAAUUUAAUUGGAGUUAAUUCACGCAUAUCUCCAUUAUCUGUCAACUGGUUAAAUCCUUACAUUGUUACAAAUUACUUACGCAUAUUACCAACAUCAUGCAAGAAUAAUAAAUGCUGUUUGAGAUUUCAAUUAAAAGGAUGUCCCUUAGUUCUAGAAAAGCCGCAAACAAUAAAUGGAAACAUGUUGUCUUCAACUAUCACAUUUACUUGGAAAGCACCAUAUUCUCAUCCUCUCCCUGUCGACAAAUAUCAUCUUAUCAUAUCAGCAUCUAAGAAUUAUCCACACAAGCCAUUCUUUCAAACCAUCAACACUACAACAUCAAAUUUAAAGUAUAGUGUUUCAAUUAUAAGCUUCGCUGCUGCUAACGUACAGAUUAAUAUUACAGCAGAUAUUCAAGGUGUAAUGACAUCAGCUGAACCAUUUAACUUUGUAGUGCAACCCAAAGUACACGUACAUAAAAGCAAUCAAGGAUAUCAUUUGGUCUAUCUUUUCUUAGAUCCACCAUCACCUGGGUUAGAUAAAAGAGAUAUUUCUAAUAAAACAAACAACGCAACCAUUGUCACAUUGACUUCUUCAUCAGAUAGAAAUGGACCAAUCAGCUACUAUGAAAUUGUGAUAUCAACCUCCUCAACGGCCAACCUACCAAACCAGCUAAAAAGUCAAGCCGAAUCAGAAUUGAAGAAUCUCGAUUAUUUUCUUGCUGCUACUGUUAAAACUGAUGAUUUGUUAAGUAACAGUAUCCAAUACACUUUUGUUGAGGGAAAAGAAUACAUUGCUAGUUUAAAUGCAAGAAUAUCAGCUGUUGGAACAUAUUACUUGUAUGCUCGAGCUGUCAUAGAUGGAAAGGAUAUUGCAAGCUAUGGUUUUAACAACGUUAAUUAUUUUGGGCAUUUAUCUAAAGAGAUUAUAAUUGAGCGCAAUGCCUUAGGAAAAAUUGUGCCUGAGAUUGUGAACAGUACAAAGACAUCCGUUAUGUUGGUGAAAGGACCUGCUACUUUAAAAUAUCAUUAUAUUAUAAUCAUGAAGGUGAACAAAACAACUGCGCAUGUGAAAGAACCAACAUUGUACAAACAGAAGGAGUUAAAGACAUAUGAAACAGCUGAUUAUAAUGAACCUUACAUAGCUGGCAUAUUCAACAAAACACAGUUAUUAAAAUUGGAGGAAUUUAUUUUAGGUGAUAAUUCAACGUACUUAAAAUCAGCAGAUACUCUUCGAAGAAGAAGGUCCAUACAAGAGUACAGAAAUGGACCGUUGACUGCGGGUGAAAUAUAUGUCGUAUUUCAAAGACUUCAAGUGAUGGAUGUACUUUAUUCUACAGCAUGGUCAAAGAAAUUUAUUGUGCCCAAAAUUGAUCCAACUCCAAAAGUUGAAAACAACAAUGAUCCAUCUUCAUCAUCCAAUAUAGAAUUAAUAGUAGGUGUUGUUGCUGCUGGUGUUGUUGUGGUGAUUGUAAUGAUCCUUGUUCUCAUUUUCGUUAGAAGACGGCGUAAAACGUUAAAGGACAAAUCUGUCAAUGAUAAAUCGACUUCCGCUAUUGAAUUAAAAGGCCAUUAUGAAUUAAAAUCACAUAAUAACGGUUAUGAAAAAGAAGAUGCAGGACCGUCACAUGAAUCUUACUACAAUGUUGCAGCAAAACCUAGAUUCCCACCUCUUUCCCUUCAAGAUUUUUUGUCAUUUUAUUUGGAACACAAUGAUAACGUCAGUUCUGAUAUCGUAAAGCAAUUUAAAAGUAUUCCAUUGGAACAUUUAUAUCACAAUGAAGUAGGAUCAGAACCUGAAAAUAAAGAUAAAAAUCGUUACUUGAACAUCACAGCGUACGACCAUACUCGUGUUGUCUUGCAGAAAAUUAAUGGUAAAGAGACUAGUGAUUACAUUAAUGCAAACUAUAUUCGGAACUAUAAUGGACAAGUUGAAUAUAUUGCUGCUCAAGGACCAAAAAAGGGAACAAUUUUUGAUUUUUGGCGAAUGGUACUUGGUGAAAAACCUUCAGCUAUUGUCAUGCUUACAAAGAUAUCAGAAGAGGGCAAACGAAAGUGUGAGCAGUAUUGGCCAAUAAAUAAUGGAAAAGAGGUUUUCAAUGGCAUUGCAGUGGAAGUGAUUGAUGUACAAGUAUAUGCUGACUAUGUAAUUCGUAAAAUAAAAGUGUGCUACGAAAAUAAUAAGCAUCAGAUUACGCAUUUUCACUUUACGUCGUGGCCUCACCACGGUUGUCCAGAUUACCCAACGUUGCUGCUAAAUUUUUGCUAUCGGGUGAGACAGCUUAUCCCAUAUGAAAGUGGGAAGCAACUUCUUGUGCAUUGUAGUGCUGGUGUUGGUAGGACUGGAUCAUACAUCAUCAUUGACGCAAUGCUGCACUUGGUUAGAACAAAGCAGCUUGUUGAUAUAUACAACUACUUUGAAAGUAUUCGAGAAGAUCGUGUGCAAAUAGUACAAAAAAUUGAACAGUACAAAUUUGUUUACAGUGCUAUUUACGAAGCGCUAUGCUGUGGUAACACUGGAAUAAUGUCAUCAGAAUUUCAAACCACUUCCCGAGAAUUAAUAUCAAAAAAGCGUAAUGGAAAGUUUCUUCUGGAAAAUGAAUUUGAGAGGUUAAACAGCGUUAAUAUACCUUUUCGUGAAGAAAAUUAUAAAGCUGCUUUGUUAGAGAAAAAUGCUGCGAAAAACCGAUAUCCAAAUAUACUAGCAAGUGAUUUGUUUCGAGUGUAUGUGCCGCAAACCACAAAUUCUACCGAUUAUAUCAACGCUGUCUUUGUUAAUGGUUACAAAAAGAAAGAUGGUAUAAUAGCUACGCAAGCACCAUUAGUUGACACAUUGGGUGAUUUUUGGGAGGCUGUCAUGGCAAACAAUGUGACAACAAUUGUAAUGUUAAAUAGCACUGAUGAGAAUUAUCAAACCUAUCCAUCUUUUUGUCCAGUUGAGGGAUCGGAAAAAUUUGGCAAUCUCACAGUGAAUGUUGAAUCAAGCACUCGUGUUGGUGAUAUCAAUUUACAGUCCUUUAUUAUAUCAAACAAAAAGAAUCAUCGUAAAGUUAAUAAAUUGCAAUUAAAUUGGCCAAACCAUGAUAUUCCUGAUUGUAGUUCUUUGCUGACUUUAAUUGGUGAAGUUUUAAAGUCGCAACAAUCUUAUGGAGAUGGCACCAUAUUGGUUACCUGCAGUGAUGGUGCAAAUCGUAGUGGAACUUUCAUAGCGUGUAUGAAUGCAUUGGAUCAGCUGAAAGUUGAACAACAUGUUGAUAUUUUUCAAACUGUACGAAGAAUGAGAUUAGUCAGGCCUGAGUUUGUUGAAAACAUACGACAGUAUCAGUUUGUUUACACCGUUUUAAACAAAUACUUGGAUUCGUUUGCAACGUACUCCAACUUCAAUUAAUUCUCAAAACACAUGCAUUGCUUCAGAAAGACGACAUUACCGUAACAAAUUGACUAAUGAUGCGCCUUAUCUUCAUUUAAUAAUUAUGUUUCUUUUGGAACUUUUCGUAAAGCUUAAGCUCUACAUAAUUAUCAAAAUUUCGGGACUGCUUCCUCAAAAUGUUAUUCAUAGAUUCUGCAUAGUUUGAAAGGCAUAUACUUGCAAAAUGUUAUGGAAUUGUUCACAUGAACGGUCCUUUAUAAUUAGCACUUUUUGAGGGGUGUCAAUUAAUAAUUUCUUCCUUUCAGUUUUUUUCAACAGGAAGGAGCACUCAUUCGAAUUUAGCCUUAUUUUAAGUUUGCGAAGUUUACACAAUUCUUUAUAUUAGCUACACAAAGUUUGAGCGGAAGUUUAAAGUUCAUAGUUUCUGUCUUCUGCAGAAUCAACUGUUGGUUACAUAUUCUCCAAAAUUGUUUCUGCUUAUCAUUUUUUGAGAAACAUUUACUUUUAGUUUUUGAACAUAGUUUGUUUUGUUCAUUUACAAUCUCCGUUUCUGCCUUUUUUAUUCGCUUUUAGCUGAGCUUAAUCACAGAAACAGUUCUGUUUAAAAGAAUUUGAUGUUUUUUUUCGUUAAAAAAGGGUAACGGGUAACUAAGGAUUUAUUCGUAUUAAAAUUGCGCAUUUUGGUAAAUAAUUUUGAGUUGUUCUUUGUUGUAGUAAUUAGUUGUUAUUAUUUAAACAUUUUUGGUGUAAUAAAGAGGUGUCGGAACCAAUUCUUGGGAUAUGAAAUUUUUGUUUUUGUCAAAGUUUCAGAACUGGUUUAAUUGGAGGGUUUUAUCAAACAAAAAUGUCUAGAUCCUUUCUUGUAGCUAUUACAUGUUUUGUUUUGCACGCCUUUGGCUUUAAUGAGUCAUGGGUUAUCCCAUUUUAUCGGUAUACCAGAACAGAUUAUCGCAUUGCCCAGAUUGGUAAUUUGAAAUUUAUCCAUUUCUAUUUUCAGAUUAUUUUUAAUUUUAUAUUUAAAAUUUUUGAUACGUAUUUUAAUAUUCUUUUUUGUAUUUGCUAAGAAUGUACCUAGAUUUACAUUGUUUGUACAAACUUUGAUACUACAGACAGCCGCCGCUUAACUCGAACAUACAAGAUAAAAAUGUCGUAUAAUCCUGAGUGCUCAACAAGUAUUUGAAAACGAAAUCUUGUGUUGACAAAAGGUGAAAGACGAAAAAUAACAAGCUUGGAAAUUUUCCAUCGAUAACAUUUAAAAGGCUUUAAAAAAUUGGCUUAUCAUUGAGAACGGGAAUGUUUUGAGUUGUUUGGUAUUCGAUUAAAGCAGCGGUUACUUUAAGCUAUAAUUUUGUAAAAUGCACACAUUCAGGAAUAAAUUUUUUUCAGGAAGAGCAGUUUACUACAACUGCAGUUUAAUUUAAAUUACAACGGUA
Molecule: messenger RNA, 6384 nt
Organism: Hydractinia symbiolongicarpus
Lineage: Eukaryota; Metazoa; Cnidaria; Hydrozoa; Anthoathecata; Hydractiniidae
Product: receptor-type tyrosine-protein phosphatase S-like
Exons: 26
Coding region: 413-4969 (1518 amino acids)
Biological process (GO): protein dephosphorylation
Molecular function (GO): protein binding; protein tyrosine phosphatase activity
Source: RefSeq, a predicted model, not a curated record